Messenger RNA from Galendromus occidentalis (western predatory mite), 1041 nucleotides. Its product is annotated as zinc finger protein 239. Gene Ontology annotation, molecular function: RNA polymerase II transcription regulatory region sequence-specific DNA binding; DNA-binding transcription factor activity, RNA polymerase II-specific. The transcript has 3 exons. The coding region runs from base 1 to 1041 and encodes 346 amino acids. The record is from RefSeq and is a predicted model, not a curated record. Gene Ontology annotation, cellular component: nucleus. Gene Ontology annotation, biological process: regulation of transcription by RNA polymerase II; embryo development. Lineage: Eukaryota; Metazoa; Arthropoda; Arachnida; Mesostigmata; Phytoseiidae.
AUGUUAAUUCAACACUUCAACUCGUCUUCGCCUACUUUCGCCGGAGAUGGGCAAGAGCGCUGCCUGCCGACACCUCCACCCACUCCGGAAAUUCAUCCGGCCUUCCGUCAGUCGCCGCGGUAUAAUCUGACGUGCUAUUCGCCCUCGUCGUCGCCACCCAUCCAGAACCCGCACUCGGCUUUCGUUCCGAACCGCACCUUCGUUGGACUUCCUCCAACAACGAAGAAGUUCAACUUCGCCAAGCUCGCCGAGUCGGCUGUCGAGGACAAGACCAGUGCGAAACGUGAAGCUCAAGCGACGGUGAUCUCAGCCUGCAUGAUCCAAAGGAGCCACGAGCUAGCCAUCAGGAACAUCAUCCUCCAACAACUCUGCUCGCAGCAACAACAACAGCAGCAGCAACAACGAGAGCAGUUCCAGAAGCACAAACAAGAUCGCCAACACCACCUGCAACAAGCCGCUCCGCAGCAUGGUUUUGCGAAGCACUUGAAAGACAUCCACCCCGUCGACAAUGUCAACCCGCUCCAGCAGCAGCAGCAGCCGACGUCAACGCGAGCGAAGAAGGAGUUCGUUUGCCGUUUCUGCAACCGUCGUUUCACGAAGAGCUACAAUUUGAUGAUCCACGAGAGGACUCACACCGACGAACGCCCUUACAACUGCGACAUCUGUCACAAAGCGUUCCGGCGCCAGGACCAUCUGAGAGAUCACAGGUACAUCCAUUCGAAAGAGAAACCAUUCAAGUGUACAGAGUGCGGGAAAGGCUUCUGUCAGAGCCGAACGCUCGCCGUCCACAAGAUGCUCCACAUGGAGGACUCACCACACAAGUGCCUACAGUGCGGACGGACCUUCAAUCAGCGUUCGAAUUUGAAAACCCACCAACUGACACACACAGAUAUCAAGCCAUACACGUGUGAUCACUGCAAGAAGGAAUUCAGACGGAACUGCGACCUCCGACGUCAUCUGCUCACUCACGGAAUCAAAGCGGAGUACAUCAGCGGGAGCUCCGAUGAAUCAAUGGACGAGGAAACGACCGACGAUUUUUGA